Molecule: messenger RNA, 495 nt
Organism: Perca fluviatilis (European perch)
Lineage: Eukaryota; Metazoa; Chordata; Actinopteri; Perciformes; Percidae
Product: murinoglobulin-2-like
Exons: 5
Coding region: 1-495 (164 amino acids)
Source: RefSeq, a predicted model, not a curated record
AUGGAUAUGGGGAAGAUGUUUUCCAACAGCGGGACGUACCACAGUCGGUUAACUGAGAUAACUCAUUAUGUUGUCUUUUCAAGAGGAGCCAUUGUUUUACAAGGAGUUGAACGGGUCGAAGUCGAAGAUAAAUUGGUGAAUGAGGGCGAGGUGUCCUUUAAGCUGACAGUGUCUCCAGACAUGGCACCAGACGUCCAGGUUGUGGCUUACGCCAUCCUCCCCAGUGAGACUGUGAUCGCCAACAGCGCUGACUUCUCUACUGAGCAAUGCUUCAGUCACAAGGUGUCUCUGGAGUUUUCUCUGUCCUCGGCUGUCCCAGGAGAGGAGACCAUCAUGCAGGUUACCGCCCAGCCAGAAUCUCUGUGUGGUGUGAGCGCUGUUGACCAGAGCGUCCUCAUCAAGGAGCCAGGGAAGACUCUGAUUGCAGACAAGUUAUACAUUGUUAUCAACCGUGCAAUGCAGCUCAAUGCUGAUUUUGUUGAUACCCAGUUGUAA